Molecule: messenger RNA, 496 nt
Organism: Myotis davidii
Lineage: Eukaryota; Metazoa; Chordata; Mammalia; Chiroptera; Vespertilionidae
Product: HLA class I histocompatibility antigen, B-14 alpha chain
Exons: 1
Biological process (GO): antigen processing and presentation of endogenous peptide antigen via MHC class Ib; positive regulation of T cell mediated cytotoxicity; antigen processing and presentation of endogenous peptide antigen via MHC class I via ER pathway, TAP-independent
Cellular component (GO): external side of plasma membrane
Molecular function (GO): signaling receptor binding; peptide antigen binding
Source: RefSeq, a predicted model, not a curated record
AUUCAGUCCCCGCGUUGCGGGCAGGGCUGUGCUGACAGCGGGGCGGGGUCAGGGUCUCACACCUUCCAGUGGAUGGUCGGCUGUGAAGUGGGACCCGACGGGCGCCUCCUCCGCGGGUAUUGGCAAUUCGCCUAUGAUGGCGCCGACUACAUCGCCCUGAACGAGGACCUGACCUCCUGGACCGCGGCAGACAUGGCCGCUCAGAUCACCUGGCUCAAGUGGGAAGCGGCCGGUGAGGCAGAGCGUGCGAGGAGCUACCUGGAGGGCCGGUGUGUGGAGUCGCUGCUCAUGACCCUGGACAAAGGGAAGGAGACCCUGCAGCGUGCAGGUACCAGGGUCACUGGGGCCGCCCCCUCUCCCCGGGGCUGGGGCUCCUACAAGGAGACAGGACAGGGGGUCAGUGUCAGACACCCCUCCUUGGGUCAGGGAGGGAGCCCCCCGGAUGUCCAGGUCAGGUACCAGAGGGACCCCCCUCCUCUCAGGGACAGUUAGGGGG